This is a messenger RNA of Eutrema salsugineum, 1742 nucleotides long. RefSeq names its product AT-hook motif nuclear-localized protein 5. The transcript has 5 exons. The record is from RefSeq and is a predicted model, not a curated record. NCBI's taxonomy places the organism in Eukaryota, Viridiplantae, Streptophyta, Magnoliopsida, Brassicales, Brassicaceae. The coding region runs from base 537 to 1601 and encodes 354 amino acids. Gene Ontology annotation, molecular function: minor groove of adenine-thymine-rich DNA binding.
UGUCAUCUUCCUCCUUUUUCUCCUCUCUGAUGUGCAUUGCGAUUUACAUCUCAGAAACCCUAGAUUUCGAAAUCUAGGGUUUGUUCUUGGUUCUCUUGUUUCUUGGUCUAUACUAGGCUGUAAUUGUAGGAACAGCUUCACCUUUUGCCUCGUCUCCUAUCUCUGUUCUUGUUGCAUUCGCGAAUUCAAAUCUGCAUUUAUCUUGAUUUCUGAGCUCACGAUUUGCUUCUUCUUCCUCUUCUUCUAGGCUUCUAAAGAUCGAAUUGGAUCUUGAGGUUAGUUUAGGCUUGCCUAAAUUUUUAUGGGCUUUUAACUUAGAAAGUAAAAAAAAAAAACCCACUUGAUUCUGGGGUUUUCUUCAUUAUCUUGAAAAAAGACCUUAGUUCAGCUCUCCGAUUUUUUCGCUGGCGGUGGAGAUUUAAAAGCUUAUUUUUUUUUCAAAAAGGUUUCCUACUUUGAGUAGGACUCUGUUCUCAAAACCCUGUCUCCUAAUUCUAUCCAAGAAAGGAAUUUUAAAAUUUAGGGUUUAUAAAUGCAUGGAAGGUCGAGAAGCAAUGCCAUUCCCAGCAACAGAAGCAAAUCCUCCUCCUUUCUAUUUCCCCAGAGGAGCUUUCACUUCAAUCCCGGCUUCUCAAUCCGCGAGUAUCCUCCACGCGCCGCCUGGUUUCAGACCAAUGCCUAACCCUAGUUUGCAGCAGCAGCAUCCGUUUCCCUUUGGGGAGCAGAGACAUCAUCAAGAAUUCAGCCAUGGGAUUCACAUGGGCAUCGCUUCUUCUCCUCCGACUAUGCAAUCGCCGGUUUCUCCGCCGGUAGCUGCGACGGAGCCGCCGGUGGUUAAGAAGAAGCGUGGACGGCCGAGGAAGUAUGUGCCUGAUAAUCAGACUGAUCUUGGACUCUCUCCGAUGUCUUCUUCUUCUCACAAGCCAAAGAACUCUUCUUCAAUGUCUGAUGAUCCUAAUGCACCCAAACGAGCUAGAGGUCGGCCACCAGGAACCGGGAGAAAGCAGCGUCUCGCUAAUCUCGGUGAGUGGGUGAAUACUUCAGCUGGACUUGCUUUUGCACCACAUGUGAUCAGUGUUGAAGCCGGAGAGGACAUUAUUUCAAAAAUCCUUUCGUUUUCACAGCAAAGACCAAGAGCCCUCUGUAUAAUGUCAGGAACCGGAAUGGUUUCUACAGUGACGCUAUGCGAAAGCGGAUCCUCAGUGCCUACUCUGACUUUUCAGGGGCAUUUUGAGAUACUGAGUUUAGGAGGAUCUUACCUAGUGGACGAAGAAGGUGGUCCUAAAAGCCGAAUUGGCAGUAUCAGUGUCUCUCUCUCCCGCCCUGAUGGUUAUCUGAUUGGUGGCGGAGUUGGAUCCCUUAUUGCAGCCAGUCUCGUUCAGGUUGUGGCGUGUAGUUUUGUAUACGGGAGUGCAAAGGCUAAAGUAAUUAAGCAAGAGAAAGGCUCAAAGGAAGACAACAAAAGCAUCAACUUGGAGACACCGACCAGUGAAAGGCCACCGCCACCGCCACCGCCACCGCAGUCGCCACCGCCACCGCAGUCGCCACCGCCAACAGCAACAAUAUCAGAAGCGGAACCGCCUCAGACGGGAUGGUCAUGAUCAUAGUAGAAUUCCAAAGUCAACUUUAGUUUCAAAUUUUAUCUUUGACCAUAAAAAACCUUUAUUUUUUGUCCAUGGGUCCACAAAAAAGAAAAGAAACUAUGUAUAAAUAUCUUCAUUUCAAUCAAUUAAUCAAUUCCA